Oldenlandia corymbosa var. corymbosa is the source of this 1059-nucleotide messenger RNA. The record is from the annotation of a GenBank genome assembly. Lineage: Eukaryota; Viridiplantae; Streptophyta; Magnoliopsida; Gentianales; Rubiaceae.
UUCAUUUCAACUGCGACUUCACAGUAGUAAGCCAUGAAUGGAGAAGGCUAGGUUUCCGUUUCAUCUACACUGAACGUUUCAGGUAUGGAGAUUGCAUGCUUUCCUUCACCUGAUUUGACCUUUGAGAGUUUGUUUCGGUUUAUAAUGGGAGCAUUGCUCUGGAAACUGCUAAAAUUGCUGCAAGAUUUCUUCACGAGCUUAUAUAUGUUACUACAAGAACGUCAGAGAAUUUUGGGAUUGAGUCUGGUUUACCUUUCGAGCUAACUGGCAAAGAAAAUAAAGUAGAAGGUGAAAAUAUGGAUGAGAAUACAAUUGUUUAAUGAUGAUGAUGAUGCUGGUCGCAACCAAAGUGAUGGUAAUGGCACUAAUGGUGAAAAUGGUGAUACACAUGGUGGGGAGUUGCAUGGUAGUGAUGAUGGAGAUGAUAGCAGAAGUGAUGAGGAUGAUGCUGGUGAUCAAGAUGGUAAAGAUGAUGAUGGGGAAGAGACUGAUGAUGAUAGUUAUGACGAGGACAGUGAUGGGUGGGAAUAUGAUGAGGAGGAAGAUGAUGAAGAAUCUGAAGAGGAAGACGACGAACUUGAUCCUUCAUCAGGUUCUGAAGAUGACAUUGAUGAUGAACCUCUAAUGAAACAUGCACGGGAAGGUUAUGCUUCAGAUAGUUUUUGUUUGUUUAGACAUGAAUAUGAGAAGUCAAGGGCCAUUCAUCUUGAUGUUUUGGACGAGAGAAGAUUAGAAUUCAAGUAUAAGGCUACCAAGUCAGGACAACUUCACCAACCCCAUUCCCACAGAGUGCAUACAAAAGCUUUGGAGGGUAUAAUCGACUGUUGCUGUAAUCACUUUGCUGUCACUGGAAUGCUGUGCAGUCAUGCUUUAGCGGUCAUGGACUGCUUGCACAUUGAGGAGAUCCCCGAUCGAUAUUUACCAAAGUGGAGACUAAAAAGUUGGAAUCAGAGUUCAAUGGAGGAGCAGUUCUCUAGAAAGGGAACGCAACUAGGGCCAUCUUCUAGAUGAAUUGAAAGGCAAACAUUUAGGGUUUAUAGGGGCAAAACAGCAAGCUCA